Messenger RNA from Podarcis muralis (Common wall lizard), 3556 nucleotides. RefSeq names its product SPARC related modular calcium binding 1 (gene SMOC1). Gene Ontology annotation, cellular component: basement membrane. Gene Ontology annotation, biological process: extracellular matrix organization. NCBI's taxonomy places the organism in Eukaryota, Metazoa, Chordata, Lepidosauria, Squamata, Lacertidae. Gene Ontology annotation, molecular function: extracellular matrix binding; calcium ion binding; protein binding. The record is from RefSeq and is a predicted model, not a curated record.
UUUACUUCCUGUUUUUCACCUUUAGUUUUUAAUAAGUGAUCGUGACAGAGACCCGCAAUGUAACCUCCACUGCUCCAGGUCCCCAACCAAGCCCCUCUGUGCUUCAGAUGGCAGGACGUACGAGUCGAUGUGUGACUAUCAGAGAGCAAAAUGCAGGGAUGCAAGCCUGAGUGUGGUUCAUCGAGGCAGAUGUAAAGAUGCUGGUCAAAGCAAAUGCAGAAUAGAAAGGGCUCAAGCUCUGGAUCAAGCAAAGAAGCCGCAAGAAGCAGUCUUCAUUCCAGAGUGCACUGAGGAUGGAUCAUUCACCCAAGUGCAGUGCCAUACCUAUACCGGAUACUGCUGGUGCGUCACUCCAGACGGCAAACCCAUCAGUGGUUCUUCUGUACAGAACAAAACUCCUGUAUGUUCAGGUUCAGUAACUGACAGGCCUUUAGGACAGGGUAAUUCUGGGAGAAAAGUUUCUUUUCGAUUCUUUUUAACUCUCAAUUCAGAUGAUGGUUCGAAACCAACACCCACCAUGGAGACCCAGCCUGUUUUUGAUGGAGAAGAGAUCACAGCUCCUACCCUUUGGAUUAAGCAUUUGGUCAUCAAAGAUUCCAAACUGAACAGUUCUAGUAUGAAAAAUUCAGAGAAAGUUAACUCAUGUGACCACGAGAGGCAAAGUGCUCUUGAAGAGGCCAGGCAGAACCCUCGUGAGGGGAUUGUUAUCCCUGAAUGUGCCCCUGGAGGACUGUACAAGCCAGUGCAGUGUCACCAGUCCACAGGAUAUUGCUGGUGUGUUCUGGUAGACACUGGCCGACCUCUGCCUGGUACUUCCACCCGAUACGAGACCCCCGUGUGUGAAAGUGACGCCAGAUCGAAGAGCCCAGAAACGGAUGACCCUUUCAAAGACAGAGAACUUCCAGGCUGCCCAGAAGGGAAGAAAGUAGAAUUUAUUACAAGUUUACUGGAUGCUCUCACCACAGACAUGGUACAGGCCAUUAACUCAGCAGCACCUGCUGGAGGCGGAAGGUUCUCUGAGCCUGAUCCCAGCCACACGUUGGAAGAGCGGGUGGUCCAUUGGUAUUUCAGCCAGCUGGACAACAAUAACAGCAAUGACAUCAACAAGAGGGAGAUGAAGCCCUUCAAGCGCUAUGUCAAGAAGAAAGCCAAGCCCAAGAAAUGUACGCGGCGCUUCAUUGACUACUGUGACCUCAACAAGGACAAGUCCAUCUCACUACAAGAACUGAAAGGGUGCCUGGGCGUUGGGAAGGAAGGAGGGAGCGUUGGAAGUUUCCCCCAUGGAAAAAGACAAGGUGUUAACCCUUUCAUCGGACGUCUUGUCUAAGAGCUGAUGGAAAAGCAUGAACCAGAUGGAAGGAAGGACGAACCGGACACAUCGCCAAUUGAAAACACUCAGGUGGAAAUGGCAACAUCCAAUGUAGCAGAAGUGGCCACCACAACAUUUGCACUUUUGGAAAAAAAAAAAUAACGAAGAGGGGUGGAAGUUGGUCUACUUAUUAUGCCAUUUUAUAUAGUACUUUAGAGAAGAAGAAAGAGUAAACAAAGAAAAAAGAAAGAUAAAGAAAACUGAACAGCUACUGAUGAGUUAAAUGUUAGGGAUUUGCUUGGACUUGAAGAAUGAUGUUUAAUAUACUGUAUAUAAAUGUAAAUUGUACAGUUGUCUUGUGCUGGCCUUAGUGUGACUAUUUGGUUUCUGCCUAUGACUUUUUUGAAGCUGGUUUAGAUUAAAGGGGUACAGAGGACUCUGGAAUCCAGGGAUGCAUUGGUUUCUGCAACCAAUCAAAAUUCAACUUUUUUUCUUGCACAAGCAUCAUCAUGAUUCAAAUAAGUCAACAGUGUUGGUGGCUCACACAUUACUUGAACACUGUGUGUGCAUGUGUGCACGCUCACAUACGCAUCCAUACACAAACACAAAUGCAGAAAAUGGGACUAGUCAGCACUAGUCCCACUCAGAGUAGUUUCUCCCUCUGGAGCAUCCGAGGGCUAAUUUUGUAUAGCUCAACUAUGAUCUCUCAACCAGCCAGUGCUCAAGGCCAAGACCGCCUUAGCUACAGCAGUAUGACAGUUUCAUGUGCUUUCAGGGUUUGCUCCGAUAUUUUGUGUUAUGGGGUUUAAAGCUAAUUGCUGCAUUGGCAUGAGAAUAGCUUUCCCUACCCCAUGCUAAAUCUUAUUCCUGCUGGACUAGCUGCAAUCAACCUCCUGAUUUUGUUUGGGUCUUGGAUGAAUGUUGAUAAAAGCACAUGUCUCCCACACUUUUGCAGAAGAAAGAGGCGUGGGGAAGUAAAAGGCUCUCCUGUCAAUAUAAAAUGGAGCAGGAGGCGGCAAAACUGUUCUUAAAAGAUAGCAUAUGUGUGCUAGCAGUAUUUGUGCUGUCCUUGUUCCUGUACGUUUGCAGGGUCUUUGUGCUUAAUAUCUCACUGUUGAGAAAUGAGGGAUCUGAGUGCUAUAGGUGUGCUUCCACCUUUUCUGUUGGAAGUUGUCCUGCAAACUUGAUUGCCUUGGGUUCCUCUGCUUGCACCGUGAUUUGUGAAUCCAUAUAAAUGCUCCUCAAGAGCAGUGUGGCAAUGCAUCUCCAUGUUUUAGCAGUGGGCUGUUGCAAGCUGAAAUACUCGAACAUCAUUGUAAAAUGGCUGCUUUUCAAGUAAGUCACAAUGGUGGAUUUACAGGACAGUGCCUUGCCCUCCCCCCCCCCUUUAAAUAUUUUGGCUUCAGUUAAGGUAUAGACAGUUGAGUCUCAGUUACCAUAGAGGAUGCUCAAGCUGAGGAAUAUCAUGCUUUCUGGGGUUUCAUGCAUGGCCACUGUCCUUUGAAACCUUCUGGAGAACAUUCAGCCACACUUUUAUUGGAAGUAGCCGAGUCAUAAGCUCACCUUAAGCUGAUGCAAGAUAGUGUGUACGGACUGUUUUAUUUAGUGGGAUUUUUUAAAAUGUCUAUUUUGAUUGGAAUUGGUAGCAGAGCAAUCAAUAGUCUGUAGUAAUAGUUCAGACUCUGAAAUAAACCCCAAUAGAAAACACCAGGGGUCAUGUUCUACUGUUGAGAAGCAGCCCUGCACCGUCUUUCUCAGAUGGUUGUUCCAUUAUGGUGUCUGUUUUGGCAACCCUCAAUAUGUCACUUGACAGGAACAUACGAAGCUUGUUGGUCCUGGCUCCUUAAAUGUCCAGCAGAAGCGAAGCAAGGUUGUGAAAAUAGUAACACGGUUCUUUGGAUUCUGAAUCUUAGUGGACUUCUCUGUGGGUAAAAGAUUUAAACUGGCCAGAAAAGUUUAGAUGCUUCUCUUUGAAAAGCUGUGCCAAUUUUUUUUCGCAAGUAUAUUUUUAAUGUGAAUCUUUGUCUCAUGGAACAGCAGCACCCACUGCUGGCUUCUCUUGCAUGUCACAUACAAUGUAUGUGCCUUCCCCCUCUCCAAGCUCCUCUCUGAAUAUUCCCCUCUUCUUUUGUAAACUGAUCGUAUUGUGUAUGUGUAUUGUGUUACUUGGUUUUAUUAUACAGUGUAAAAAAGUCUUAUGUGGCCCACUUGACCCUGUUGUAGGAAUGAAGAACAACUUGUAAAGAA